Messenger RNA from Peronospora farinosa, 1566 nucleotides. The record is from the annotation of a GenBank genome assembly. Lineage: Eukaryota; Oomycota; Peronosporomycetes; Peronosporales; Peronosporaceae.
AUGCAGCAGCUCGUGCAGCGCCUUGUGUCUCCUCUCGUAUCUCUGCUAGCUUCUUUUUUCUUCAUCCACUUGCAUGCUCAACAACAACAAGAGAUUAUGAUUGCUGCUGGUCUCGAGACUCCCGUUCCCAUCUUGACUGACACUCUAUCUUCCAUGUCAAAUUUAUUCACUCAAUAUCUACCCACUGAUCUACUCUCCAGUCCUAUUAAUGUGUCUGAGAUCGCUCGAGUCUUGAGCCAAAGUCCCGAUUGGAGCGUCAUUGGCUUUGCUCUAGAAGACGCUAUUGUGGUCACUUUCCAGUGCUUUAAACUAUGGACAUCUUUCUUCCUGUUACUAGCAGUCCCUAUCCUUCAAGCUCUAGCAGUGUUGGGGGAGAUGGCGCUGCCUCACGUGCUCAUGCUCGUCAAGAUCGGAGCCGAUUACGUGAGCAAGAUGGAACCUCUCUAUCAAGCUUUAUUGGCCUUUACAGUGCUCUUUAUACUGGUCUGUGUACGUAAAGGAUACGUGCAUAAAGCCCGUGUGCAAUAUGUGAGGUCGAGAAGGCAGAUGGAACUCCGUUACAGAGCUUUUGUAGCCAGUUUGAGUGCCAAGUGGCGCGUGGUGGCCAUCCUUCUACCUCAUGGGCUGUUUUUCGCCUUGAGUUUCGAAGCGCUUUAUUGGCUGCCAGAGUCAUCGACAAACGUACUGAGCAGUGACGCGCUGUUUGGACUACUUUCGGUCGGGUAUCCGCUACUGCGCUCGAUCCGAGUGAUCCGACAGAAGAGACUCUACUCGAAACAUACCAAGUCAACUUUCCCAACUUCAAGACCAAAGAAUACGAGCAAAAUGAUCAAGAAGCUUGACAAUUUGACCAUCCCCGACUAUAAGUGGAGGUCGUACGAGGCGUGUUUAAAGUAUUGGGUCAUCUGGUCCCUCGCGGUAUGCCUCAUUGGCAUGGUAACGCUCUUCUUGCCGACUUUUUUGACCUCGUUUUUCACGAUGCCGCUUCAAUGGUGCAACAUUUUCCUGGUUUGGAUGCACUCCCCGUUCACAAGAGGUGACAUUGCGCUCUACUCUCUGCUAAGCCCCCUUAUAAGUCCAUACGCGAACCGUAUUCAUGAACGUGAAGCGACGAUAAAUGUGGAGACAGAAGAGAAGACGAAUUUCUUGAUGCGGAUUUUGGUAUCUUUCCGAGUAGUACCAGAACGACAUGUGCACUUGGCGAAAGAUUUAUGGUCACAGGGCCCUGCACUCUUCGGACUCUUCUUCAUGUUCACGCCAGGAUUUGUGGCCUCUCGAGGCUGUUCGCUGAUGGGUUUUGGCUUUCCCGCCUACGUCACGAUAGGAGUGCUAAGCGAAAAGCGAACACGGCGCUACGAGUGGUGGCUUGCAUACUUUAGCAUAGCGGUCACUGCAGACUACUUCAUCACCGCGAUUGGACGAGAAAUCGGAUGGCUUCCGCUGUUUUAUCACGUAAAGCUGUUGAUGAUGAUGUGGCUUCAAUUUCCAUACUUUCAAGGUGCGGAGCGAAUUUUUAACGCAAUCUUUUCGAGUGUCUUUAUCGUUCCAGAAUGCAAAGAGGAAUAA